AGGGAGGAAAAAGGGGGGAGCUGAGUGUGCCUGCAUGCCCCCUACCCCAGCCCCAGCCCUCCACCCUCCUUUACAGGACUGCCAGCCCGUCUAGAGUUAUUCCAGGAAUGCGUUGAACAUGGCUGCCGCGAUGAAGGCGCAGAAAACGGGACUGCUGGAACUUCGGGUGACCGUGGACCGCUGGAUCCGGGUGCUGGCGACGCUCACCGAGGACACGCUGACGGUGAACCCCGGCGAGGGCGCCGAGGAGCCCGCGAAGCCCAGCCCGGCUCCCGCCGGCGCUCUGAACGGAGACCCCCCGAACCUCAGCGCGUCCCCGGUCCCGGAAACCAUCACCAACGUGAAGCGCACCGUGCGAGUCACCAAGCAAGAUGUUGGCGGACUCGGAAUUAGUAUCAAAGGUGGCAAAGAAAACAAGAUGCCGAUCCUCAUUUCCAAAAUCUUCAAGGGGCUGGCCGCUGACCAGACCGAGGCACUUUAUGUUGGCGAUGCUAUAUUGUCUGUCAACGGUUAUGACUUGAGGGAGGCGACACACGAUGAGGCCGUGCAGGCGCUGAAAAAAACUGGCAAAGAGGUCAUCCUUGAAGUGAAGUACAUCAAGGAAAUGUCUGCCUUCUUUAAAAGCUCCGGGUCCCCCGGAGCGGCCCUCCCGUGGGAUUCCCCCCCAUCCACACCUCAGAGGGGGACCGAGUCCUCUGCUGCCGAGGCGAAGGAGCCUCGCAGCAUCCCUCUGAAAAUGUGCCAGGUGUCACGAAAACAGUGCCCUCCAGACACAGAAAACAGGUAUUUUGAGGUGGUUUCAUCCAACAGAAAGAACUCGGUGUUCCUGCGGGCCAAAGACCCAGCCAUGGCCCAGUCCUGGUACAACGCCAUCCAGGCUGGCGCUGCCCACCUUCUACCCCGAGUCAAGGAGGAGAUGAAAAUCCUGCAGCCUGGCAUGGAGGUCAAACAUCUGGGCUGGAUCACAGAGCAGGUGUCUCACGGUCCAGAAAAACCCGUCCUGGCCGUGUUGACCGACAAGGACCUGCUCCUGUACCCCUCCCUGCCCGAAAGCAAAGACAGCCUCAGCAGCCCCACCAAGAGCCACCCGCUCAUCACCACCAGAUUGGUCCACUCCGGCCCGGGGAAAAGUUCUCCCCUCCUGGACUCUGAGCUGUCGUUUGGCCUGCGUUCAGGCACCAAGCAAGGCGUGGAGACUCACGUCUUCAGGGUGGAUUCCGCCAAGGAGCUGUCCACCUGGACUCAUCUGCUGGUGGAGGGCUGCCACAACGCAGCUGAACUCAUCAAGGAGGUCACCACGGCCUGCAGCUGGAACGGGAAAGAGUGUACCCUGGGAGUGCACAUCGACGAGGGUUUCACACUAUUCACGGAAGAAAUGGGUGUGAGGAAAAGCGUCCUCCUCCAGCAGCCGUUCGAACGGCUCCGGAUGUCCUCGGACGACGGCGUCCGGAUGAUGUUCCUCGACUUCGGAGGCCCCGAGGCUGAGAUUCAACUGGACCUCCACUGUUGUCCUAAAACCAUAGUCUUCAUCAUCCACUCUUUCCUGUCUGCAAAAGUGAAGCGACUUGGCCUCCUGGCAUGAUGAUGACCAACCAUCCCGAAUGUCACAGUAGGAAUAUUGAAUAAAGCAAACAGCCCAGAAGACCUGGAAACUCCCAAUGACGACGCCCAGGAAACCACGCUGACCGGCUGUUUUCAGCCUUCCUCGGCUAGUUAUCACAGAUUUCAGACAGAUUUCAGACACCAGGUAUGAUGGUCGUGAAUUGUGGGAGUUUGAUCGUCUGUAUCUUAACGUCUUCAAGCUUGAAGUCCCAAACAUGUAUUCUUUUCUUUUCUUUUCUUUUCUUUUCUUUUUGGACCCUUUGUGUAGUUUACUUUUAUUCCAUGAGUCCUGACAAGCCUUGUCACAAGGGUCUCUUCCUCUUCCAGUCUCCAUUUGUGUGAAUUCACAAAAAUCCUGACUGAUGUGAACCACUUUGUUUAUCGUUUUAAUUAAAGCAGCUUCUAAUGAGUGACUGGAUCACACACAUACUCACACACACACACACACACACACACACACACACACACACACACACACACACACACACACACACACACACACACACACACACACACACACACACACACUCACACACGUCUCUACAGGAUUAUAGUCUGGCCUAAACAGUUAGACGCUGUUCAUGUAGAACAACUCAGUGUUUUUAUUGUACGAGUAUAAAGUAAAGACAACUUCCAAAUGUGGAAACAGAUUUUAUAGUUUACUGCAGCUGAAGGAAUUUUUAAUUUUCCUUCAUUGUUACCGAUUUAACCACACACACACAAUAAAAACACACAAUAUGUUAACAUUUGUUUUGGAUUAACAGGAAUUCUCAUAAAAAUGCUAACCAAGAUUCACUUCCCUUGAAUUCUAGUGGCUGUGAUGAUUUCAGCUUUUUGUUUGAUUUUUUUUCAGCCCUCGCCGAUAUAAUCCAUUUUCAUGUUCCUGCAGUGGCAGCAACAGGUUGUCACACCAUCAUUUUUUUUUUUUUUUUUAGCGGUUGACAGGCUACAGAAGCUUUUUUUUCCCCUCGGUUCUGUUUUCACAUUAAAUGAAAAGCAACAUUUUUCAGUUGUUACACCUGAAACCGUCAAACUCAUUUUGACUCGUAAAGGGGGAAAUAGCAUGAUUCUUAUGUUCCAAAUCUGCGUCCUGAACCUUUUCUGUGUGUCAUAUAUCGAAGGUAAUGACCAGUAGCUACACCAUGCAGAGGAACUUCCAUGAUGCUUCUUCUCAGGCCGUUCGGUCGGCCUAUCAAAAUCUGUUCCCCUCUUCUUCAUGCCUGCUAUGUGACCAAGCAGCAAGCGGCCACACGCUCAAACCGCUCUGGGUUGUUUCAGCCUUUUCGAUGCUGUAUGGAACGUCUCAAUAUCAGUUGACUCUCUGUGCUUGGAGUGUAUCUGUAGGAGCAAAGGGACACCGGACGCUGAAUACUGAGGCGGUAACCCUCCGUUAACCUUUGCUAAAGGGUUAUUGAUCUAGUUUUCGGCCAUAAGCUGAAUCAGUCUAGCUGCUACGUAGACAUACUGAGACGACGUUGUGCUUGGUAAGACUUAAAGACACUGAUAGGUGUUGAUAUGUCAGUUCAUUUUACCAUAGUUUUCAGAAUUAUGUACAUUGUUGUAGCCGAUGCGCUGCUCUUUAACGUCUUCUGACUUAUGGCAGAAGCAAAUGUUUGUUUUCAACGUUUUGUGUGAUUGCCUCUCACAGCCACAAUAAUUCUGCUGCUCAGCAAACGUUGCAUUUGUGUUGCUUUAAUUAAGCCUUCUUAACUGUACAAAGUGUGUGCACAAAAAAAAAGGACCCGAGACUGUUUUUUUACGCAAUUUGUUCAACAGUUCAAAAAUAUAUUAGUUCAAAGAUGAUGUUUACAUCAUGAAAUGUUUGAUCACAUAUUUCUUUAUUGUUUGUAUUGAUGAAACAUUUAAAAUUUGGGGCCUUUUUUUCUCUCUCUCCAACACUAAACAGACUUGUAUUAAUAUAUAUUUCAAAACUAAAAAAAAAGAAGUUUGCUUCCAACAAUAAAAUGUAUUGUAUAUUCUUAUUUAAACAAAGGUGUGCCUUGCAGGGUUGUUUGUAUAUAAACAUGUAAUAAACUUUGUUAACUUUUA
Salarias fasciatus (jewelled blenny) is the source of this 3651-nucleotide messenger RNA. RefSeq names its product syntrophin, alpha 1 (gene snta1). The transcript has 8 exons. NCBI's taxonomy places the organism in Eukaryota, Metazoa, Chordata, Actinopteri, Blenniiformes, Blenniidae. The coding region runs from base 119 to 1582 and encodes 487 amino acids. Gene Ontology annotation, molecular function: protein binding; structural molecule activity. The record is from RefSeq and is a predicted model, not a curated record. Gene Ontology annotation, cellular component: neuromuscular junction; intracellular anatomical structure; sarcolemma.